AUGGAUACAAUAGUUUCAUCCUCAACAACUAAUCCACCAACAACAACAGAGUCAACAAUAAAUAGUAUAAUAACAACAACAGAUUCUAAUAGUAAUAACACAAAUGAUAACACUACAACUAAUACCACUACUACAACUACAACAACAACAACAACUAAUAUUAUAAAUGACUCUGAUUUAAAAACAAAAACAACCACAACAACAACAACAAUAAUAAAUGAAGAAAAUUCAAAAAUUACAAUAAAAACCAAAUGGAAUGGUAAAGAAUAUAAAGUAUUGAUUUCAAAGAGUUCAACAGUUUUUGAUUUAAAGAGACAAUUGGAAACAAUGACAAAUGUAUUAUCAAAGAGACAAAAAAUUUUAGGAUUAUCAAAAGGUAAACAACCAACUGAUGAAAUGAUAAUAGAAUCAUUAUCAAUUCAAGAUAAUCAUAGUAUCAUUAUGAUGGGUACACCAGAGUCAAAUAUUAUUGCUGACGUUCCAAAAACAAGUGGUGAUACCGAUGAGGUAUUCAAUGAUUUCGAAUUUGAUUAUAUCCCAGAUUCUGAUGAAAUCUCUCAUAUUGAAAAAAAUAAAAAUCAAUUACUUGCAAUGAUUGAACGUUCAAAUGAUAUCUCUUUAAUUAAUGACCCAAGACCAAAUAAAAAAUUAUUAGUUUUAGAUUUAGAUCAUACAAUUUUAGAUUUUAAAGAUCAAGAUGUUGAAAAUAUGAAAAGACCACAUUUAGAAGAAUUUUUAGUACAAUCCUAUCAACAUUAUGAUAUUGGAAUUUGGUCUCAAACUAGUUGGAAAUGGAUUGAAAUUAAAUUAACAGAGUUGGGAUUAUUAACUAAUCCACGUUUUAAAAUUUGUUUUGUAAUGGAUCAAACAUUAAUGUUUAAGGUAACAACCUAUAGAACCAUCAAUGGUAAAGAGAGAACUAAAAUUAAACAUAAUGUAAAAGCAUUGGAAGUAAUUUGGAAACAUCAACAUUUAGGUAAAUUCUUUAGUAUGAAAAAUACUUUACAUGUUGAUGAUCUCUCCAAAAACUUUGCAAUGAAUCCAAAGAAUGGUGUACAUGUUCCACCUUUUAAAAUUAAAGAUGCUAAAAAGUAUGGUGAUAAUGUCUUAUUCCAUCUAACAAAAUAUUUAAAAUCAAUUUCAAAUGAAGAAGAUAUAACUCUUAUUGAUCAUAAGGAAUGGAUUAGAAAAAUUUUAUAA
This is a messenger RNA of Dictyostelium discoideum AX4, 1200 nucleotides long. It is a transcript of the gene ublcp1-1, whose product is annotated as ubiquitin-like domain-containing CTD phosphatase 1. NCBI's taxonomy places the organism in Eukaryota, Evosea, Eumycetozoa, Dictyosteliales, Dictyosteliaceae. The record is from RefSeq and is a predicted model, not a curated record. The transcript has 2 exons. Bases 1 to 1200 code for a protein of 399 amino acids.